Archocentrus centrarchus (flier cichlid) is the source of this 4544-nucleotide messenger RNA. RefSeq names its product EMAP like 2 (gene eml2). The record is from RefSeq and is a predicted model, not a curated record. Gene Ontology annotation, molecular function: microtubule binding. NCBI's taxonomy places the organism in Eukaryota, Metazoa, Chordata, Actinopteri, Cichliformes, Cichlidae. Gene Ontology annotation, cellular component: mitotic spindle. Gene Ontology annotation, biological process: microtubule cytoskeleton organization.
CCGGGAAGACGUCAGUUAGAUUAUCACCGGAAUACACACGGUUCUCUCUUCAAAAUAAGAGCAUCGUGUCUCUGCCGACGAGCAAAGACUUAUAAUCGGAAGCUUUAACAGAGAGACGAAUGAGCAGAGCUGUGUGAGAGACAGACGCGUCACACUAUCCUGAAUGUUACACUUAAAGCAAAGAUGGCGACAGAAGUUUAACGUUGAGGGGAAGAAGUCUUUAAAAUCAUAUUUCAGGACCAAGUUUAAUCACAUUCAACAGAUCAUUCUAUACAUGCAAGUUUUAUCUCCUGACCAGCGGAAUUAAAGUGACGGCAGGCAGAGGAAGUGUAGUUUGUUCCUCACGCUGCGCUUGACGCUGACGGUGAGGCGGGAGCGUGAGUAACGGGGGAGCUGAGGCAGGUAAAAGUGCGUGCGUGCGUGCGUGCGUGAGUGUGUUUGUAUGAUGAGACAGAAAGCGGUGACUGCGUGAAGAAGAGACGGAAAGAGGUGAGAGGAAGACAAAGGAGCCGAGUGAGAGGAGGAAGAGUUGGAAGGACAGAGGAGAUAACAAAAGGAGGGAAGGAUGUCGGAGCGGGUAGCUUCGUGCGGGAGCUUGUAUGACAGCACCAACCUGCUGCUACAGUACUGCAACAACGAUGACACGGUGUCGGCGAGCAGUAACAUGGACAUGGAGGACCGAGUCUCUCACCUGGAGCAGAGGCUGCAGCUGCAGGAGGACGAGAUCCAGCUGCUUAAGGCGGCUCUGGCUGAUGCGCUGCGCCGGCUGGGCUAUUGUGAGGAGCAGAGCCAGGGGAAGCCACCAGGAGGCGCCCAUGCUGGGAGGAGGCAUCUGGCCACCACGGCUGCAGCACCACCUACGAAAGUGCGUCAGCUCCUGCAGGCACUUCCCUCCCGACCUCUGAGUAACGGCUACAUUCAACAAAAACGUCUCCUUUCUUCUCCUUCAUCUCCAAAGAAAGAGGUGCUGCAGUCCAUAAAGAGAAAGAGUAUGUCCACAGAGCGUCUCACCCUGGUGAGGAGGGAGUUGGGGGCGGAGAGUCGGAGUCGAACAACCUCCUCCAGCAGCUCCUCCGGCGGCAAAAGCAAAUCCAAAGAAUGCACCUUCAAUGCAGAGGACGGCUACGUGAGGCUGUUCCUCCGCGGCCGUCCCGUCACCAUGCACGUCCCGGACCAGCAGAAGGAGCGCUACAGCCUUGACCAGAAGGUGGCGCUGCCGGACCACAAGCUCAAACUGCAGUGGGUUUACGGCUACCGCGGUCGCGACUGCCGCUCCAACCUGUACCUGCUUCCCACAGGAGAGAUUGUCUACUUCAAUGCUUCGGUGGUGGUGCUGUACAACACAGAGGAGCAGCAGCAGAGACACUACCUGGGCCACAACGAUGACGUCAAAUGCCUGAGUGUGCAUCCUGACAUGGUUACCAUAGCAACAGGACAAGUGGCUGGAAACUCUAAAGAUGGAAAGCUGCUGGCUCCUCAUGUCCGUGUGUGGGACUCUGUGAGCCUCAACACGCUCCACGUGCUCGGAGCGGGAGUGUUCGACAGAGCGGUCACCUGCGUGGCUUUCUCCAAGUCGAAUGGUGGCACCUUCCUCUGUGCUGUGGACGAUGCCAACGAUCACAUCUUGUCAGUCUGGAAUUGGCAGAAGGAGAAGCAGCUGGCUGAAGUCAAGUGCUCCAAUGACUCUGUGCUGGCUGCUGUGUUUCAUCCCAUGGACACCAACCUGAUUGUCACCUGUGGAAAAUCUCACAUCAACUUCUGGACCAUGGAAGGGAACACUCUCACUAAGAGACAGGGCCUGUUUGAGAAACACGAGAAACCAAAGUAUGUGCUGUGUGUGGCAUUUGCUGAGAAUGGAGACGCCAUCACAGGAGACUCCAGUGGGAACCUCUACAUCUGGGCCAAAGGUGGUACCCGCAUCAGCCAGGUGGUGUCAGGGGCCCACGAAGGCGGCAUUUUCUCAGUUUGUGUCCUGAAGGACGGCACCGUGGUGUCUGGAGGAGGAAAAGACCGCAAGGUGGUGCUGUGGGACCACAGCUACAGAAAAAAGGCAGAGAUGGAGGUGGGAGAGUCUUUCGGUCCCGUUCGGGCUCUGGCUGAAGGAAAACCAGGAGAACUCUUUGUUGGAACCACCAAGAACGCCAUCAUCAGAGCUGCCUUCCCUGAUACAUUAACUCCUAUUGUACAGGGUCACACAGAUGAGCUGUGGGGUCUGGACGUCCAUCCCACCAUGGAGCAGUUUGUUACCUGCUCACAGGACAAACAGGUUCACCUCUGGGACGCCCACUCCCACCAGCCCCUCUGGAGCAAGACCAUCGAGGAUCCGGGCAGGUCUGCGGGUUUCCAUCCCAGUGGGGCUGUUCUGGCUGUGGGGACCAUGACUGGAAAGUGGUUGGUGCUGGACACUGACACUCGGGAUCUUGUUUCUAUGCACACAGAUGGCAAUGAGAUCAUUUCCAAUGUCAAGUACUCUCCAGACGGUAACUUCCUGGCCGUCGCUUCCCAUGAUAUUGUUUACAUCUACGCUGUCACUGAAAACGGCCGCAAGUACAGCCGCGUGGGCAAAUGCACCGGACACUCCAGCUUCGUGACCCAUGUGGACUGGUCCUCAGACAGCCAUUACCUGGUCACCAACUCAGGAGACUAUGAGAUCCUCUUCUGGGAGGCAUCCAGCGGUAAACAUGUGACCAACACGGACACUGUGCGUAACCUGGAGUGGGCCACGUCCAGCUGCACUCUGAGCUUCAACACGUUUGGAAUCUGGCCAGAUGGAGCAGAUGGCACAGACGUCAACGCUGUGUGCAGGUCACAUGAUCGAUCCCUGCUGGCCUCUGCUGAUGACUUUGGCAAAGUGCACUUGUUCUCCUUCCCCUGCUCUCAACCAAGGGCUCCGAGUCACGAGUACAGUGGCCACAGCAGUCACGUGACCAACGUUGCCUUCCUGCACGAUGACAGUUGCCUGCUCUCCACCGGCGGGAAAGACACCAGCAUCCUGCAGUGGGUGGUUGCCUAGGCAACAUUAUACACCCGCACCUCUGACUUCCUCUGGAAUCCUGUCUGACCCUCGUCACAUCUUCACCUCACCUUUAUCCUCCUGCCACCAGGGGGCAGCACCUCCUCUGUGCCUACUGGACUCAAAACAAAAGCAAAGAAACAUUUAGAGAUGUCACACUAGAUGAGUAUCACUGGAAUCAUUUGAAGUCUACUGCUGUCUGUUAUCAAACGUAGAGAAAUGAGUUGUUGUAAUAACAGGAUAUGACUUAACCCCCCCCCCCCAAAAAAAAAAUCAACUCCUGCUACUACCCCAGCUGAUGCUGGGGGGGGGGGUGACUCCACAAUAAACCUGCAGUUUUUAGCAUGAGUACGAACUGUGCCUGAACUGUAUUUAUUUGAGCUCCCCGUCAAAGGGAAUCCCGUCUGUUUUAAAAUGAGUACGUUUUGGCUCCUUGACUGCAGAUCACGUCCACUCCAGUUGGUUCUGAAUGCAACACGAUGAGGGUGAAAGAUGUAAGAUUUUAGGGUUUAACAUGAUGGUAUUUUUCAGUUUCAUUCAGUGAAGAGAAGCCAAACUCUUGAAACGAGUUUCACGAGUUUGGGUCUGUGAACUAACACAAUACAAAAAUAAAGCAGGUUUCAUGCACUCUGUGCUGCACAGCAGAGGUGCUAAAAUGUUUGCUUCAUAUUGAAUUUAUGGAAAUCACAAAGAACGAUGAAAAAUACCCUUAAAUGUCAUUAAAACAGGUGUUUGGGUGCAGUCUUGGUGCCUCCUUUCAGCCAACUUUCCUUUUCUUUUGGGAAACCCGGGAGUGUGUCGUAGCUCCCCGUCAACAUGCAUUUCCUAAAGCUUAAAAAUCACAGAUAAAAUUUCAGUUAUAUAAAGAUUUAGUACAGCAACCUCAUCAAGGCACAGCAUGCUAAAUCAGGAAGAGCAAAACAUAUUAACUUGUAUUUGAGCAAAUAAAAUAGGUGGAAUCCUCCUUUUGAAAUGCUUAUAAUAACCCUCUGCCUCGCUCGCCUCACUGUUACAUCCCUCAGCAUUUUCAUAGUCCUGAGGCGCAGACUGUAAGUAUUACAGAUUGUGAACGGUACAAAGUGUCUGUUUUGUCCUGAGCUUUUUAAUUUCACCUCCCGCUGCCGGGCUGCUGUUUGAUUGUACUACUGUAAAUGUGCUGAGACGACACUAGAUGGCGCUACAGGGCAAGAGAAUGAUCGAGGCUGCCCUCCUUCUGUAGAAGCUGUUAAUGUCUUGAAGGUCCCUAGAGUAAAUAUAUAUAUAUAUAUAUUAUGCAGUAUAUCCGAGUGGCUGUGUUGUUUUAAUAUUUAACUGUAACAUGAUGGAUUAUCAUACUUGUGGCACUUUUAGUGAUUGACAGAGGGGUGAUGUAGGCUGUUAUUCUAUGGAAGCUUGAGCUGUGCUUUGCCUUCAGUUUUGUUAAUAAAGUUUUUACCCAAAUGCAAAUGAGCCCCCCCCCAAUUACACUGUCCAGAAACUUGGAGCACGAUGCACUGAUUUCAGUGAUGUAAAUCAUAAAUAUCCUAAUUUA